CCGGGCCGACGGCCCCAGCACACACUAGCGACGCUCUAGCCGCACUCUCUCUAAGGCAAGAGGGCGGCCUUGCAGCCACCGGAGGGUGUCCAGAACUCUACCCCCAGAGAAGGCCGUACCUGCGUGCACGCAGCUUGUAGGUACCAGUCAUGGCGCAGCUCCCGAAGCUCGCAGUCUUCGACCUGGAUUACACGCUCUGGCCAUUCUGGGUGGACACGAACGUAGACCCCCCGUUCCAUAAGAGCAGUGAUGGAACUGUACGAGAUAGCCGGGGCCAGAUCAUCCGACUGUACCCGGAGGUUCCAGUGGUCUUGGAACGAUUUCGCGGCCUUGGGGUGCCCAUCGCUGCAGCUUCACGGACAGGUGAGACUAAAGCGGCCAACCAGUUACUGGAGCUCUUUGACUUUGUCAGACACUUUGUUCAUCGGGAAAUCUAUCCAGGCAGCAAGGUUGCACACUUUGAGAGAUUGCAGCAGAAGACUGGAGUUCCUUUCUCCCAGAUGAUCUUCUUUGAUGAUGAGAAGCGGAAUAUUGUAGAUGUCAGCAAACUGGGUACUGAGUGGUGUUACCUGCAUUCAUGUCCAGAAUGGAAUGAGUCUUCAAACCCUAACUCAGGGAUUAGAGACAUUUGCAAAGGCCCAAGCUGGACCCUGAGGUCCAAUCCUGUGGAUGAGCCUCAUUUGAGGCAUACAACUGAAAGAAAUCAGGAAGGCAUUUUCAGAUGCAUUUGUAAAUUAUUAAAAUGUAUUCAUGUGUGACAAAACAAAUCUUA
Molecule: messenger RNA, 772 nt
Organism: Pteropus alecto (black flying fox)
Lineage: Eukaryota; Metazoa; Chordata; Mammalia; Chiroptera; Pteropodidae
Product: magnesium-dependent phosphatase 1
Exons: 6
Coding region: 150-758 (202 amino acids)
Molecular function (GO): acid phosphatase activity
Source: RefSeq, a predicted model, not a curated record